This is a messenger RNA of Tachysurus vachellii, 1381 nucleotides long. RefSeq names its product F-box only protein 48. Bases 174 to 638 code for a protein of 154 amino acids. The transcript has 3 exons. Lineage: Eukaryota; Metazoa; Chordata; Actinopteri; Siluriformes; Bagridae. Gene Ontology annotation, molecular function: protein binding. Gene Ontology annotation, biological process: SCF-dependent proteasomal ubiquitin-dependent protein catabolic process. The record is from RefSeq and is a predicted model, not a curated record. Gene Ontology annotation, cellular component: SCF ubiquitin ligase complex.
AUCGAAAAGGCGUCGUUUCUGCAAUGUUUUGAAAAUCCUGCGCAUGCGCAGCAAGAGGAUAGGCGUAGUGACGACACAAUAAACAAGGCAUUUAAACGGUGAGUUGUCACGAAAGCGAAACUAGCUGGAAAAUCGAAGCUUCAGUUGAGAGGAAUGUACGGCGUUGCUGAAAGAUGCAGCAUGUCUCUAAAAGGAACAAUAAACCCCAUGCUAAUGAAGAAGGAGUCAUCUCCUUGAUGUCCAUCAGGAACGGAGGACCAGAGCUAAACUUCACAGAGAUGCUACCUACAGAGAUGAGCGUGAAGAUCUUCAGCGAUCUGGACAUAAGGAGCCUGUGUCGUGCCUCGGUUACCUGCAAGCGCUGGAAAGUGAUCAUCGAGGGCAGCGAAAAGCUGUGGAGGAGCCACUGUCUGGGCGUGCUGGCUGUCUGCCCAAGGGAGGUGGAUUGGGACCGGAGCGACGGACAUUCCUGGAAGGUGACUCUGGUUCGUAAUUACCAGAAGAGCUGCGUAAAAAGAAGAUGGUUGAAAGGUAAGUACAGCAACAUCCGCUGUGUUGAAGAUCUGCCACCAAACAGCAUGUGCUCUCUGGAUGUAGAGACAUGGGGGGAAAUCCUGGAGGCCGAGCUGGAGAGAUAAACCUCCGAAUACAGACUUUUAAAGUGAUGAUGAACUGCUGUAAGGACUUACUGCUGAGCACAAACAUGUCUUCUGAAGCACUUGUGUAAAAAAUGUAAUUGAUUGUAAUUAAUAUUUAAAAUUAUUUUAAAAUGUAUAAUUUAUUAUGGAAAAUGAUUGAUGGAUGUUGGCAAGAAAAAUGAUCUUAUUCAUGCAGUUAAUCAGGACAGAGUUUGUUAGAAAGUAGGGAUUGAAUUGUAGAGCAGAGAUUUAAACAUUUUUAAGCAAGCAGUGUGAAUAUGUAUUCUAUUGUUCAACAAUGAAAACUGAACUUUUAAAUUUUUUAUAUACUGUUGAUCACUAAAAUUAUUAUUAUUAUUAUUAUUAUUAUUAUUAUUAUUAUUAUUAGUAUUAUUAGUAUUAUUCAUUCAUUCAUUCAUUUUCUACCGCUUAUCCAAACUACCUCGGGUCACGGGGAGCCUGUGCCUAUCUCAGGCAUCUUUAGGCAUCAAGGCAGGAUACACCCUGGACGGAGUGCCAACCCUUCACAGGGCACACACACACACACACUCUCUCAUUCACUCACGCAAUCACACACUACGGAGAAUUUUCCAGAGAUGCCAAUCAACCUACCAUGCAUGUCUUUGGACUUUACUAACUACUACUACUACUACUACUACUACUACUAAUAAUAAUAAUAAUAAUAUGAAUAUGAAUAUGAAUAUGAAUAUGAAUAUAAAUAUAAAUAUGAAUAUUUAAUUAUU